Messenger RNA from Ichthyophthirius multifiliis, 411 nucleotides. RefSeq lists its product as hypothetical. NCBI's taxonomy places the organism in Eukaryota, Ciliophora, Oligohymenophorea, Hymenostomatida. The record is from RefSeq and is a predicted model, not a curated record. The transcript has 2 exons.
AUGAACGAUUAUAAAAGAAUUGCUGAAGGUUUAGCUAAUGUAAAUAGGUUUAAUCCUGAAAUAUUCGGAUAAAUAGAACAUUAUGUUUUAAGGAAUUUAUCUAUGGAGUAUGAAUUGAAAACUAUAGUGGAUAUAGUUUAUGCUUUUGGCAAAGGAGAUAUGGGAUCUAAAAUAUUUUAUGAAGCAGUUUAGACGACAAUUUUUAAAGGACAUUUUUUGUAAAGGAGUGUUUUGUUUAAAAGAAAUGAAUUGCCUUAUAAUGGAUAUACUACAAGUAAACUUUUGGGAAUAUUUUCUCAUGCAAAACAUAGAAUUUAAGAUUUCGAACUAGAACCUGAUUUUCAAGUUUUUAUGUAUAAUUUGAUUAUGAAUUAAUAAACGGAAUACAAUAUGAUUGUAUAAUUUAAUUGA